GCAAGAGCCUCUGUCAGUGUGCAAGUGUCAGAUCUUCACCAUGCAGCACAUCUACAUGCACAGCAGUGAGCACUUUGAAGUCUUCACCACUGUCCUUGCUCCACAAGCAAGAUACCGAUACAGGGCACAAGCUGAAAAGAUGGUAGUGGUGCACAGAUACAAGCCCCACUGGCCAGAUGAGCUGAAGCUGUCUCCAGGUGACGUCAUCCGGGUGCUGUCCAAACAUGAGGAGGAGAGGUGGUUUGGGCAGCUGCAGGAUGGGCAGCAGGGCUACUUCCCCGCCUCAUGUGUGAUGGAGUUGAGCCAGGUAAAUCUGCCUCCAAAAGGCCUACGAAGGAGUUUAUCUCUCAGGACCUCAGCUGGGGACAGUGAGCGCAUAAGAUUUGGAAAUGGACACAUUCUACAGGCUUUCAAGAGGGGGAGCAGAGGAGGAGGGAGAGAAGUAGGGCUGGAUGAGGGCCAGGUUGAGCCUGAGGGCCCCUUCCUGGCGAGUAGGCCCCAGAUCUCUCUGCCCCCGCCUGUGGCCUCCCACCUUCAGAUACACAGAUCUCCAAGUUUGCUCCACAGGAUCAUGUCCAAGUGCCGGAAAAAGACUGAAAGCCAGGGAGCCACCAACGGGGCCUUCGAGGGCGACUAAGAAGCCCUUUUCUUUGUGCUGGGCCACUGAGCAGAGUCCACUUUCUUGGUGCAGCACUGGGGAUUGGGUGGGUAGGGAGCUUAGUUUAUGCAAUCUAAAUAUACAUCAUGACUAUCUAGAUAUCCUGUACUUGUCCCACAUCCGGCGCUCUUGACUUUGCUGCAAGGGGCAAGCAAGAAGUUAAAAAUGUUAAAUAUAAACAUCCCAAUUAGGGAUGUCACAGAGGUUGUUCUGCACAUUGCCGCUGAUGGGCAACUCAUGCUGUGACAUCACUAAUGAGGAGGUGUGGAGAAAUGCUGCCCAGUUUUUCAGCAUGUUAUCAAAUGCCAGACAUAAGCUUUGGAAAAUAUACAAUUACAGCAACUAUGUGUGCAACUACACAGCAGUAGUAGCAACCAAUGAAACAAUCUUUAUUCCCCUUGAUAAUCAAAUGAAGCCAUUUUCUAUAGUGUUGAU
Molecule: messenger RNA, 1093 nt
Organism: Melanotaenia boesemani (Boeseman's rainbowfish)
Lineage: Eukaryota; Metazoa; Chordata; Actinopteri; Atheriniformes; Melanotaeniidae
Product: SH3 domain-containing protein 21-like
Exons: 5
Coding region: 41-637 (198 amino acids)
Molecular function (GO): protein binding
Source: RefSeq, a predicted model, not a curated record